Molecule: messenger RNA, 1308 nt
Organism: Drechmeria coniospora
Lineage: Eukaryota; Fungi; Ascomycota; Sordariomycetes; Hypocreales; Ophiocordycipitaceae
Product: CCCH zinc finger protein
Exons: 5
Coding region: 1-1308 (435 amino acids)
Cellular component (GO): nucleus
Molecular function (GO): metal ion binding
Source: RefSeq, a predicted model, not a curated record
AUGUCGGAAGAAGACAGAGAGCUCCUCGCUCGUAUUGGACAGCUUGCUGGCCAGAUUAAUCGGCACAAGAACCAGCAGGCUAGCACGGUGCCAGGUGCACGCCCGGUUUCGUAUAGUAACAACACCUACCGUCACACACACGCUCCAUACUCGCGCGGUGGAUACAGAGGUCGCGUGUCGGCCGCCCACCGUCAUCGAACCCUCCGGUUGAAUGGUUCCCUUCCGAGUCCCGAAACAAAAUCUGUCGGCAACGGCAACGCGCCUGAUAGCAGCAGCACUAGCUGGGUAACCAGAAACGACCGCCAUCGGCAACUCAUCAAUGCCAACGUCUAUGAAAAAGAAGCACAGAAUCGUGCCAAGGCCUUGGAGGAGACUCGGCAGCGGAAGCUACGACAACGGCGUCAAAACGAGAAGAUGCGAUUCAAAUCUUUUCUCCAGCACCAGGCUUCCGCUCCCGAGGUGUCAACUAACCCAACGAUUCACGCGAGUAGGAAUGAGAUUGUGAUCAACGGCCUUCGCUUUCGCGUCAUGGACGGUGGUAAAAAGCUGGUUCGAGUCAAAGACGACCUCUCCUCUGCCACGACGCCCAAGAGCGCCAUUGUUGCGGGGGUAUCAUUCUAUCGAACCAAGUCUGGCAACCUCGUCGCGAACCGGGUUGUGCAGGACCAUCGGUAUGGCCCCUGUCCCCGGGCGGGUUAUCGGCUGACAGACGACAGUCGAUCCGGCCGGGUCAAUAAGAUUGAUGCCUUGUGCCGGACCUUCUCCACGACGGGUUCAUGUCCAAAGGGUCCAUCCUGCCGAUUUCAGCACGAUCCCCACAAGGUAGCCGUUUGCAAGGACGUCCUCAAGGACGGGAAGUGUCCUAAUGGCGCGUCUUGCGACCUGUCCCAUGAUCUCGUCCCGGAACGGGUCCCGAACUGCUUGCAUUAUGCCAAGGGCCAUUGUGCGAAGCCUGACUGCGUGUAUACUCACUUUCAAGGACCACCCAGUGCCCCUGUCUGCGCGUCAUUUGGCUUUCGCGGCUUUUGUGAGAAGGGGUCGAGCUGCGACGAACGUCAUGUCUUUGAAUGCCCCGACUUCAGCAACGCUGGAGUCUGUAAGAAUAAGGGGUGCAAGCUCCUGCACCGUGAGAGGGCAAGCGUUCUCCGAACUCAUGCCAACAAGGCGGACGAAGCCAUGGACGAUGUGUCGAGCGAUGACGAGUCAGUAGACUUGGACGACGUUGACUCGGAUGCAGUGGCCGAGUUCAUCGAAGCUGAUUCGGACGAUUCGGACCACGAGAGCCCCAGCGAGUUCUUGCCCAUUUAA